Messenger RNA from Oldenlandia corymbosa var. corymbosa, 4531 nucleotides. Lineage: Eukaryota; Viridiplantae; Streptophyta; Magnoliopsida; Gentianales; Rubiaceae. The record is from the annotation of a GenBank genome assembly.
GCAAAUUUUCCACAAAGAAAAUUACGAAGAACAAGAAGCCAAGCUGACAAAGAAAGCCAGCAGAGCAGCAUUAGGUUUCAAGGUCUAUGAUUGAUUCAGAAGUGUCAAAAAAGGGGACCCAAAAGAUGACGCUUUUAAUCCAAAAAGCUAUUAGCUUUGUGUGUAAUCAAUGAUGUUUUGUAUGGCCUUCUCUGAGCUUUUUUGAUCCCUUGCUAAUACUACUAUUCUUUGUUAAAAAAAACGAGGGCUAAUUUGGUGUGUGGUUUCUGCAACCUUUCCUUUAACCUUCAGAGGAAAGCUCCUGCGUAGACCCCCCCAAUCCCUCCUUUUUUUUUAUAUUUUAUGUAUUCAUAUUACGUGUUUGAUUUGCUGCUUGACCAAAUUGAAACUUUGAUCAUUUCCAAUCUUUCAAACAAGUGGAAUUCAACUCAUAUAUAUACCAGUGCCAUGCAAUUUUGGUAAGGCAUAUUCAAUUGAGUGACUCAAUCAAAAGCACGCUUGAGGAAAAGAGAGGCGGCACAGAGAGGAACAGUAAAUAAAGUUAGUCUUUUUAGUCAUUUUAAUUAAGGUACCGAGUCAACCUUCAAUUUCAGCCAAUUUUCACUUGCUUGCUUCCCCUGUAUGAAUUUGUACUAAUUUUCUUCUGGGCUGUUUUCUUCUAAUCUGGAGUUUCUGGAGUGGUGAAGUUUCUGAAUUUGUAUUAAUGCCCAGUAUGCAUGAUUUGAUUGUGGAGUCUAAAAUUUGACAAGGGUUCUGUUCAAUUUUGUGAUUUGCUUGGGUUAAAUUCUUCCUGCAUUGUAAUUGUGUACGAUCAUGUAUUAUUCUUCAUUUGGCAAAGGAACAAAAUUCAACCUUUUUGAGUUUUGACAAAUUGUAAAAAGGAAGUCGGAUUAACUAAUCAGUUAGAAAAAAGGGGAUGAGAGAAAAUAAUUUUCCCUUUUGAGAAAUGAUUUCUUAAGUUUAAUGGGCUUUUUCAGAAGUUCAUAAUCAUGUGUUUCAUUUCUAUUGUUGGUGAACAGGUUUUGCUUUGAUCACAUUGGUUUAUAUAGAAGUGCCUCAAGGGGAUGGGACUUUCUCAUUCCAUAAUCUCAUCAGUGUGGAACGUGAUCCAGCAGCACAAUAUAUUCAGCUUAAGGGAGACUGCAGAUACAGUUAUUGCGAAAUCAGUGAGCUUUGGGAAAAAAGAAGGAGAACUUUUGGUGAAGACAUUUAGUUUCAAGAAGAAGCAGUUGGAAACUCUUACAACCCUUGAUGCUUCAAAUGUGAGCACAAGUGAGAAUGCUGCUCCCACAAGUGAUUUAUUAGUCGACAAGGAGUUUAAAAAUGUGGUUUCUGGGAAGAACGAGACCCAUCAGAAAUUAAUCAACAAGUCCAAGCUUGAAAUCUUGCUUCCGGAGCCCUUCGUUAUAUCGUCACCAAAACCUCUUUGCGAGCUUGAUGCAGCAGCAACUAAGCUUCAGAAAGUUUACAAGAGUUACCGCACCAGAAGGAAUCUUGCAGAUUGUGCAGUUGUUGUAGAAGAACUUUGGUGGAAGGCCUUGGAUUCUGCAGCUCUAGAACAUAGUUCGGUUUCAUUCUUUAACUUGGAGAAACAUGAAACUGCUGCAUCCCGGUGGGCACGUGCAAGGACAAGAGCUGCUAAGGUUGGUAAAGGUUUGUCCAAAGAUGAAAAGGCUCAGAAGUUAGCUCUGCAACAUUGGCUUGAAGCUAUUGAUCCAAGGCAUAGGUAUGGGCACAACUUACACUUCUACUAUGAUGUUUGGUCUGCAAGCCGAAGCUCCCAACCUUUCUUUUACUGGUUGGAUGUUGGGGAUGGUAAAGAGAUCAAUCUGGACAGUUGUUCAAGAGCCGACCUGCAACGGCAGUGCAUCAAGUAUCUUGGACCUCAUGAGAGGGAAGCAUAUCAAGUUAUUGUGAAGGAUGGGAAGUUAGUCUACCAGAAAACUGGCAUGCUUUUGAAUACAACCGAAGGCUCAAAGUGGAUUUUUGUGCUCAGCACAUCAAGGGCCUUGUACGUAGGACAGAAAAAGAAGGGUGUUUUUCAGCAUUCUAGUUUCUUGUCUGGUGGAGCUAUUACUGCAGCUGGUAGACUUGUUGCUCAUGAUGGUGCUCUUGAGGCAAUAUGGCCAUACAGUGGUCACUAUCUUCCAACAGAAGACAAUUUCAAGGAAUUCAUAAGUUUUCUUGAAGAGUACCAUGUCGAUUUGAGCAAUGUUAAGGUAAUUAUACCUAUCUUUGUUUGAGAUACUUUGAGGAACCUCUCACAUAUGAACUGGAAAAUAGAAGAAUAUUAAGGAAUUUCUUCCUUUGUCGGUUGCAAAUUAUCAGCAUUAAGAUAGGUGUUAAUUCCUUGCAGCGAUACACGGUUGAUGAUGCUAGGAAAUCAUAUGGAGAUGUUUAUGAGGAGUCAAACAAAGAAAAGGUACAAGACCCCUCAAAAACUGCAGAUUCCAAGGAUGUAGUUGCUGUCAAUUCUGAUGCUGCAUCUCCUGAUGUUUCCCUGAUACCUGAUCAGCCUGAAGGAAGACAGCUAACUGAUAUAGAAACAGUCAAAGAACCCAAAUUGGACUUGGCAAAGCGGUUGUCAUGCAAAUGGACUAGCGGUGUUGGUCCCCGGAUUGGUUGUGUUCGAGACUAUCCAAUGCAGCUCCAAUUUGAGGCACUGGAGAAGGUCAACUUAUCGCCUAGGACCUCGCUUGUAAAGUCCAAGAGCGGAGUUCCAAUCCCUUCCCCUCGGCCAAGUCCAAGAGUCCGUAUGUCACCUAGGCUUACUUACAUGGGACUACCUAGCCCAAGGGUGUCCACUAUAUCUUGCAGUUGAAUUCAGGAGGAAGCAAUGCAGAAGUAAGACCGUUCCUCAAUCUUCAAAAUUUUGAAAAUGAUUUUUCUAGUUAACUGUCAAAGCAGAAUCCUGAUUCUUUGUUCUUUAACCCCUGUUGUUAAUGCAUGGUCUGAACUUAAAGAACCUGCAAGGUUCAGACUUUGGGGGCACUCUUUUUUCCCUUGCCCCCAUAUUUAAAUUUCUUUAGAGCUAGCUGCUUUAACUUGUAAGAUGCCUAGCUCUGAUAUUUGAUUCAUUCUUUAGUUCAUAAUCUGUAUAAAAACAGCAUUGGCAGUACGAUUUUGUAGUAAACGUGACAAAAUUGUUACUUUCUCUCAUUGGAGACGGUUUCUAUCCCUCCUCUUUUGAGUCAAAAGAUAUUCUAUAAUAAGGCCGUGUCACACAUUUUAAGUAGUGUAAGAGCGAACAUUACAGAAAGUGAAAUAAAGGAUGGUAUUCUUCUUCCAUCUCCCUUGACACAUUGGCACCUCUAACCUUACUUUCUCUAGCAGAUAUCUGAUUUGAUUCUUGUAUUUGGUAGACAAAGAACCACCAUAAAUCUUAGUAUUUAUUUAUUUAUUUAUUUUGGGGCACAUUAACUUGGAAUUUGGUCCAGAAUUGGAUCCAUCAAUAGGCAAGUCAGGUCAUUUUUUACUUAAAUGUUUCAGCAUGAAACAAAAAAGUCAUAGAAAUUUGUAGUCCAAAAUGAGAAUUUCUCUGAGAGCAUGCCCAUAAUAUUGUCAUCAAGCUAUACUACACGCCAUUAUGUUAUUGUGUGAUUGAAUGCAUCCAGCUAAUACAAGCACCGCAUGCAGCAAAAAUUAACUUCUUUUUAGUACCAAAAAAGACAUCAAUUUUGUCAGUCAAACUUAAACUUGGGCUCUCAUAAGAAGAGAGGAGUUAAAUCGGGGCUUCUUCAGCCUUUCGAUAUAUUCUGCAUCAAAGUUCUUGAUAGCAGUAAAGAAUGCGUAGUGUUUCGAUCCAACAAUUCCAUACCCAACUUAUAUCAGCUUCAGUUCCAAUGUUUUCCAUUUCUCAAAAACAGAGAAAAGAAUCCAAUGCCAAAAAAUGAUGUCUGAGAAGCAUUUAAGUACUAGUACUAAUACGUAUUGGUUCCUCGUUCCUCCUAUCUGGAGAAGCAUUUAUUUAAGUACUAACUACACAUUUCUUGAAUUUACAAAAUAUAUUCAUAUCAAAAGUUUGAACCUUGUAUUUUUUUUAACAUUUGCCAAAAUUUUAAAAGUUUAACUUUGAUCCCUCCAUUUUAAAUCAAACCAAAUUUAGAAAUCAGACAAGAAAAAACAAGUGUACUAUGAAGCGCAUGUGACGAUUUUGAAAUUGGAAAAAAGAAGAGGACUGUUUUUAUAAUGGAGACGAAAAGGUAAGAGCCAAAUAGGAAGAAGGAAUGGUGGUAAUAGGAUUUUGUGACUGAAAGUUGUGAUCUUGGUUAUAAUGCCCGACAAUUAGAAAGCAAAACACCAUAUUUGGUUAAUUAUUGAACAGAGCACGCAUUCAAUUCAAUUGUACCAUUUACAGAAACAGUCAAAAGUGGAAAGGACGAGGGAUUUUUGUUUUAUAUUAGCAGUUGAAUUUAUUAUGUAAUCUAGUACUAGUAUGCUAUUUCAACAUGGAUUUUACUCACAUCAUUCAUUCCAUCAAAAGUAUAUUUACUUUUUAUAUUUUAACUAUUUUUGAGAUGAAGAAAUCCUA